AUACAAUCCACUUCGAUUUGAAGAACACUUAUAAAAUUAAAACCCUAAAUCAACAAUAAUCAGCUAUUGCUCGUGAGUCGUGAAGCAAAAUCUUGCCGGAGUUCUUCGACGUCUGCUAGAAUCACCGAGAAGUUGGACAAUGCAGUCGAACGAAGCAUCAUCUUCAAUGGAUGUUGACACUGUCUCAUCUAAAGCAAAAGUUUUGCCUCCAAAGCCGAAGUUUAAGCCUUUGAAACCUCAUGAGAUGGCUAGUGGACAGGUUCAAUUCCGCAAGGUAUCAGUUCCACCACAUCGUUAUACACCUCUCCAUAAACUUUGGAUGGAGUUCUAUACUCCCAUUUAUGAGCAGAUGAAAAUUGACAUCCGAAUGAAUAAGAGGGGUCGAAAAGUUGAGCUGAAGACAAGGCCUGAUACUCCUGACAUCAGUAACCUGCAAAAAUGUGCUGACUUUGUCCAUGCUUUCAUGUUGGGUUUUGAUGUCAUAGAUGCUAUUGCUAUUUUGCGUCUGGAUGAGCUCUAUGUUGAGUCCUUUGAGAUCAAGGAUGUUAAGACACUUCGUGGCGAUCACUUGUCCCGUGCUAUUGGAAGAUUAUCUGGAAAGGGCGGUAAAACCAAGUUUACAAUUGAGAAUGCAACAAAGACAAGAAUUGUGAUUGCUGACACCAAAAUUCACAUUUUGGGAUCUUUUGCAAACAUCAAGGUUGCUAGGGAUAGUCUUUGUUACCUAAUUAUGGGAUCACCAGCAGGAAAGGUCUAUUCCAAAUUGAGAGCUAUUACUUCUAGGAUGGCAGAAAGGUUUUGAUCUUAUAGUGAUGAGUUAUAAAAUAGAGUUAUUUAUGAAUUUUUUUUUAUUGAUUGUUACAUAAAUAUCAAACUUUGGUUUUUCUUGUCAGAAUUACUAUUUCUUUUUCUUUUGAACUUCGUAUUAGAUGUGUGUUAUCAUAUCUUCAAUUGUUAAUUCCUUUUCCUUCAAGUGUGUUAUCAUAUCUUCACACCUAGUGGACAUUUUAUUAGUGUUGAUUUAUGCAUACUUUUUUUGUUAUAAAAAAGGGCAUAUGAUCAUUUGAGAAUUAAAUAGUAAA
Trifolium pratense (red clover) is the source of this 1082-nucleotide messenger RNA. RefSeq names its product RNA-binding protein pno1-like. The transcript has 2 exons. Bases 140 to 802 code for a protein of 220 amino acids. The record is from RefSeq and is a predicted model, not a curated record. Gene Ontology annotation, molecular function: RNA binding. Gene Ontology annotation, cellular component: nucleolus. NCBI's taxonomy places the organism in Eukaryota, Viridiplantae, Streptophyta, Magnoliopsida, Fabales, Fabaceae.